UUUCGCGGCACGGAUUCGCCACAGCGCCGAUCGGCCCGUUAUGCUCGCGAGUGUCGGCCGGACCGCGCGCGACCUGUUGCGACACGCCGCGGCCGACCGUAUUCGUCGGCUCGGUCCUCCGCCGAUCUUGUACACCAGCUUGCUUCGCGUCUCGUUGAACGAAACACCGACGAACAGAGUCCACGGACGAAUCAUCGAUUGCUCGACUCGCUCUGCCGCGCGUUUCGUUUCCACCGUAAAAUGGACGACGGCGCUCGUUCGCGUGGUUUCGCCCGCGUCUGACCAGUGACGGACUCGUACUACUCGGCGGCUAACCGGCGGCACGUCGACGACGGCGUGGCGUCGACGAACUUGGGGAAUCGGAACGGUUUUGCCUCGACCGGCUCGCGAAUGGAUCGGCUCGCGCGGACGGUGCUCGAUUUUUCGCGGCUGUUCGGGAUCGGUCGCGGCGCGGAUCACGGCGAACGGGAACAUCGCGGCGUCGAGGAGAGGACGGAAACGCGGACGAACUGUUUCGCGAGCGGACGACGUCUCGUUUCGGGAUUUCGGACACGGAGCAGCGGGAUCCUAUGAACCGAUACAGUACGAGGAAGAAGAUGAAUAGUUUUUGAGAAUUUUUGCCGUUCGGUCACUCGUGCGAGGAGAGACAUAUUUUUUUAAGCGGUCUGUUCACCGACAAGUACAAGAUGAUAGAGAAGGGAACCAAAAGUGCAACGACAACCUGAGACAAUCGAGAGAAUCGAGCUUAACGACGAUCUUGCGAUAAAUUAGCGACAAUUCUAGAUCGAUAUAGGAGAUACACGUAAUAUCGAGGGCCUACGACGAUGAAUUUCCCAUUGAAGAACAACAUGUUCGCCGCGAACAAGCUGCCGUGGAUGGAGAGCUGGCACUCGUUCAACAUGGAUCUGACGACGUUCCAGCCGAAUUUGCCGCCGUACUCGUUAUUGUACCAUCCGUACAACAAUUUCUCGGUGUCCGCUUAUCAGAACUAUCUCGAUUUCCAUCGGUACAUCCGCUCGAGGCUGACGCUCAAUCCUUAUAGAUCGUUCGAUCAUCGGUUAUGCUGCUGCGGUACGAAGAACGUGUUCUCCUCUGUGUUCGACUCCCCGGUAUCCCUCGGAUCAGCAGGCUCGCCGCUCGGGAUCCAGCCGGCGGACGCUCCUUCACCCAUAAACUUUCCUGCUCCAGGAGAGAGCAUGGCCGACACCUCGACCCUGUCGCCGGAGGCUAACAUGCCGGGCUCGCCGGGCUGCCCCAUGGUCAAAGUGAAAAGCGAGUAUCUGCUAGGCAUCCCGAGUCCGGGGACACCUCGAGAUCCUCUCCGGGGCGGUGGCGCGGCAGCCGGCUUGGAGACCCGGGACACAGGGUGCUCGGACCGUGCGUCGCCCGAUUCAGUCUUCCCGGACGCCAGUUCGAUGGUGGGCUUCAGAGUCGUCGAGGAGCAGCAGCAGCAGCAGCAGCAGCAGCAACAGCAGCAGCAGCAGCAGCAGCAGCACCAUCAUCAACAGCAGCAGCAGCAGCAGCAGCAGCAACGUUCUGGCACCCCGGCGCCAGCCAGAUCGUCGCCUUACUCGCCUAUGCAGGCGGUCUCCACGACUCCAAUGCCCCAGGAAGCGACCUCGAGGAGCGACAGCCCGGACAAGGGCGACCUAUCCUCCGCCCAAACGAAAGAGGAGUCCGACAACUCGGUUUUCGACGGCGGAGGUGGCAGCAGCACCGGCAGCGGCGGAGGCGGCCGUUCCGAGACCUCCAGCCAGCCCAGCCAUCGGAGCAGCCCUUCCUCGCAGUACAACUCGAACCAGAGCAUGAGUCCAAGCGCGAGCACCCAACACGGUGUUCAACAGCAACAACAACAACAGCAGCAGCAGCAACAGCAGCAACAGCAGCAGCAGCAGCAACAACAGCCGCAGACCCCGCCGACGCCACCCAGACCAAGAGCACCCUCGGUGCCGCCUCAUCUCCUGGCUCACCACCAAUUUUGGACGCAGAACUCCGGUGUACAGGGAUUCGCCACCCAAAGGCUACUUAACGGAGUGAUCAGCAGCGCCGUGAACUACGGGCAAAAUGUCGCCGUUGUCUCCACCAGCAGCGGCAACACGAACCUCAGCAACACGGGAUCCGGGGGCAACGGGCCCGCCUCCGGGAACACCUGCACCACCACCACUGUGUCCAUGUGUGAAACGAUGAAGCCUCCGGCGCAGAGGCCGGCGCCGGCGCCCCCCAGACCGCCGCCCACGGUGAUCAUGGGGGAGAUCGGGGGCGUGAGGACGAUGAUAUGGUCCGCGCCGCCCUUGGACCCGGUGCCGCCGCCAGCGGCGUCCUGGACGACCACCGCCGCGGCGGCCUCCUGUUCCUCGUCGGAGGAAUCGGCCGCCCAGCUGCUCCUGAACCUGGGCCAGGAGUCCAGGGGCAAGCCGCCCUCCGUUUCCUACUCGUCCGGGCCGCCUCUCAACAUGGAGAGGUUAUGGGCCGGCGACAUGACGCAACUGCCGGCCGCCCAGCAGAUGCAGGCGUUGAACCUGACCGCUUCCGGGUCCAGUCAGACGUGGGUGAGGAACGGCGGGGUCGUCAAGUCCGAGUCGGCGUCGCAAUCGAUGUCCGUCGCGCCGCCCGCGCCCCCGAUGCCGCCCCAGGAACACGAGGAGGACGAGACGCCUAUGAUAUGCAUGAUCUGCGAGGACAAGGCCACCGGUCUUCACUACGGCAUCAUCACGUGCGAGGGGUGUAAAGGGUUCUUCAAGAGAACCGUCCAAAACAGGCGGGUGUACACCUGCGUGGCAGAAGGUGGCUGCGAAAUCACGAAAGCCCAAAGAAACAGGUGUCAAUACUGUCGCUUUAAAAAGUGCAUUGAACAGGGUAUGGUCCUUCAGGCGGUUCGAGAAGAUCGGAUGCCUGGCGGUAGAAAUUCUGGUGCUGUGUAUAACCUUUACAAGGUGAAAUACAAAAAGCACAAGAAAAGUAACAAAACUAGCGGAGUGGGCGGAAGCAUGGGUGGCAUGGGUGGCGGCGGUAACGUUGGCGGUGUGAACGGGUCGGGAUCCCUCGGUGGCACCAAAGGCACCAUGGGCUCGACGAUGUUGGACAAACACAUGGCCGCGGCCGCGGCCGCGCACCACAGCCAACAGCAACACGCUCAGCUGGCUGGUGGUUUCCUUCAUCAUCACAAAAUUUCGUCGGGCGACCCGCUCAACUCUCAACCUACCCCCAGUCAUCCGAGUCACCCCGCGCAUUCGGGUCACCUCGUCAACGGGACGAUCUUGAAGACGGCGCUCACCAACCCCUCCGAAGUGGUUCAUUUAAGGCAGAGGCUAGACAACGCUGUGAGCAGUUCGAGGGAUCGAGCAUUCCCUUUGGACACGACCCUCGCCAUGAUCCAAACCCUUAUAGACUGCGACGAGUUCCAAGAUAUCGCCACGUUGAGGAACUUGGACGAGCUGCUGGACCAUAAAUCAGACUUAAGUGAGAAGCUGUGUCAGAUAGGAGACAGCAUAGUGUACAAGUUGGUGCAGUGGACCAAAAGGUUACCGUUUUACCUUGAGUUACCGGUCGAAGUUCACACAAGGUUGCUCACCCACAAGUGGCACGAACUGCUGGUGUUGACCACCUCCGCCUACCAAGCGAUGCACGGUCAGCACAAGUUCACCAACGUCGGUGCCGACGGGACGGGAGCGGAUUUUAUGCAAGAAGUUUCGAACAACAUGUAUACGCUACAAACGUGCCUGACCAGCAUGAUGGGCCGGCCGAUAACCAUGGACCAAUUACGGCAGGACGUGGGGCUCAUGGUGGAAAAAAUCACGUACGUCACGCUAAUGUUCAGGAGGGUGAGGCUACGGAUGGAGGAGUACGUCUGUCUGAAAGUAAUCACCAUGCUCUCACAAGAUGCAAAAUCACGUGGAGGUACAAUGGAAUUAGAACAAAUACAAGAACGGUACAUGAGCUGUCUGCGAAGUUUUGUCGAGCACAGCGCGCCCCAACAGCCGACUCGGUUUCACGAUCUUCUCGUCAGGUUGCCGGAAGUACAAUCGGCGGCAGCUCUUCUACUCGAGAGUAAAAUGUUCUACGUUCCUUUCCUAUUGAACUCAGCAAUUCAAAGAUAGUAAAUAAAAAAGCCCAACUGACGAUAAACGAAGCUGACUACCUAUAUACAUACUAUACAUACAAACAUAUAAAUAUAUAUGUACAUGCAUACGCUGGUGUAUCUAUGUAUAUAUUUAUGUAUAUGUAUAAUAUAAUAUAUAAAUUUACACACAACCACCAGAGAGAGGAGAGAAUGUAAUAGAAACCGAUCGAACAAGAAUGCAAACAGAGUCGCGGAAGAACCGACGAAGAAACAGCAGUGACCACUUAUACGGGGGACAUAAUACGGGGGAAAGGCUUUGUUUGCGUAUUGUAUGAUAAUUAUAUAAAAGUACGUUAUAAAUAAUAUAAAUCUGUGUGUUCGUUGCAUUGUACAAAACGAAGAAGGAGGUUUUAAGGAGGGAACGGAGAGAGAGCCGUGUGUGUUGAGAAACGUGAUAAAAAAACGGAGGAAGGGACAAGGGGUGAGCCUGUUAACGGAGGAUGGACGAAACGGAAGAGACGUGGAGAAGAACGAGGAGAGAGAAUCAGAGGAAAAGCGGGAGGUGCGAAGAUUGCGGAGGAUAGAGUAUAAAGAGAGCUCGAGAGACGAGGGGAGGAGGAUAGAAUGCUUUAAACGAGAGAGAAAUAAAUGAAAUUCGAGAAAUAA
Megalopta genalis is the source of this 4726-nucleotide messenger RNA. The record is from RefSeq and is a predicted model, not a curated record. NCBI's taxonomy places the organism in Eukaryota, Metazoa, Arthropoda, Insecta, Hymenoptera, Halictidae.